Messenger RNA from Solanum verrucosum, 1304 nucleotides. RefSeq names its product type IV inositol polyphosphate 5-phosphatase 9. NCBI's taxonomy places the organism in Eukaryota, Viridiplantae, Streptophyta, Magnoliopsida, Solanales, Solanaceae. Gene Ontology annotation, molecular function: phosphatidylinositol-3,4,5-trisphosphate 5-phosphatase activity; phosphatidylinositol-4,5-bisphosphate 5-phosphatase activity; inositol-polyphosphate 5-phosphatase activity. The transcript has 8 exons. The record is from RefSeq and is a predicted model, not a curated record. Gene Ontology annotation, biological process: phosphatidylinositol dephosphorylation. Bases 25 to 1263 code for a protein of 412 amino acids.
CUUUCUUUUCUUCUGUUCAAGGUUAUGUGGCCAAGAUUGGUAGCUAGUAAGGUCAUAAAGAGAUUGGGGAGCACAAAUUUUGUGGCAGAUUUUCCAAGUGAUAAUUCAGAAUAUUUAUUAGAAAUUCCCCCUCAUUUUGAUAAAAGAUCCGUAAGUUCUGAUGAUAUUAUUUUCAAUCACGAUCUUCAAGAAACUCAAAACUACAGGGUUUUCGUUAAUACAUGGAAUGUUGGAGGAGUUGUACCGACUGAUGACUUCAAUGUAGAUGAUCUGCUUAACACGUGUCACACCUCAUCAUGUGACAUCUACGUUUUCGGGUUUCAAGAAGUAGUGCCACUAAGAGCAACAAACGUUCUUGGAUCAGAAAGUGGAAGAAUUUUAGCAAAAUGGAAUUGUUUAAUAAGAGAAGCUUUGAACAAGAAAGGAAAGGAAAAUAAUAUUGGAAAUAAUGGGAAAUUAUUUCCACAAGAAUUUAAUUGUAUUAUUAGUAAACAAAUGGUUGGAAUAUUGAUUUCAGUUUGGGUUAGAAAUGAUUUACAAUCAUUUAUUAAAAACCCUAGUGUUUCUUGUGUUGGAUGUGGUAUCAUGGGUUGCUUAGGGAACAAGGGUGCAGUAUCAGUUAGAUUUCAAUUACAUCAAACAAGUUUAUGCUUUGUGUGUAGCCAUUUAGCUUCUGGUGGUAGAGAAGGAGAUGAGAAAAAUAGAAAUUCAAAUGUUGGUGAAAUAUUUUCAAGAGCAACUUUUCCUAAAGGCCCUUCACUUCAAUUGCCAACAAAGAUUCUUGAUCAUGACCGUGUGAUAUUUCUUGGAGAUUUGAAUUACAGAAUUUCUUUACCAGAAUCAACUACAAGAUUAUUAGUGGAAAAAGGAGAAUGGAAUGCACUCUUGGAAAAAGACCAGUUGAGGAUGGAGCUCAUGGAUGGACAAGUAUUUGAAGGUUGGCAAGAAGGGAUAAUCAAUUUUGCUCCUACAUACAAAUAUUAUCCAAAUUCAAGUGAAUACUAUGGUAGAUCAGAGGUCAAAAGAGGAGAAAAGAAACGUUCUCCUGCAUGGUGUGAUAGAAUAAUUUGGUAUGGAGAAGGGUUAAAGCAACAAUUAUAUGAUAGAGGUGAAUCAAAAUUAUCAGAUCAUAGACCAGUGAAGGCAAUUUUCAGCACACAAAUUAGAGUUUCAAAAAAGUUGAAGAAAUUACAAACUUUCUUUUUAUCAGAAAGAUUUGAGAAAAUCACAAGCCACUUAGAGGAUGCACUCACCAAAAGAUGAUCAUGGUGAUUUUCCUUAUGUAAUUGUUGAUUGAGUCCCCA